ACAGCCUACAACUGAAACAUUAAGUGUAACUGUGUGCUCGACUUCUUCACUCACUUUCUCUGUUUUCUGGACUCAAGUCAUGUCGAACAACGCCGCCCCGAACAGCAGUUUAGUUAUCGCUCAGAAGGCAGUGAAGCAGCUCCGUCUUGAGGCCAGCGUCCGUCGGAUAAAGGUUUCUCAGGCUGCUGCAGAACUGAAGACCUUCUGUUUGCAAAAUGCUCACAAAGACCCUCUCCUCACCGGAGUGCCCUCCAGCGAUAAUCCAUUCAGGCCUCCCAAAUCAUGUGUCCUCCUCUGAGGGCUGUGAAAGAGUGCAAACCACUCAUCAAUAGACUCCUGUUCAUUCCCACUUCUGUUCCUGUGUCCUACUGCCACUGAAGAUAAAGAAAAAACAGAUCCUACACACACACACACACACACACACUGGAGCAGCUAAGGAAUGACACCAACAAUUUCAGUUGAAAAAAUGUGCUAAAUGUAUUGCACUUAUUUUGAUAAAGUGUGUGUUUGCAGUUUAAAAGCUGUUUCCUGUUUGUUUAUAUUGCAACCACUGGUUUGAUGUUAUGCUCGGUUUUAAGGUGGAGAGGUCUAUAAUAUGGAUUUUUAAAAAAUGUUUAUCAAACACCAGCUACAUCAACUACACCAAAGUUCACUGCUGUAAACAUGAUUCCACUUGAUACAAACAGCUGAGGAAUUGUGUAGUGCUGUGUUUAUUCAAGCUGUCAUAAUCUCAUAUACACUAAACAUUACUUGACCUGAAAUCGAUCGUAACACUUGUGUUUAAAACAUAAAUCUUCACUUAACUACUGCUAACUAGCAAGCUGACAUUCCCAUGUACCACUAUGGAAAUGUCCAGGUUGGAACAUGGCUUAAAUAAACAUGCAUGUGCUUACAUCACAAACUGACUGUGAUGUGAAGAGGACUGGAAAAUUAUUGUUAGCCUAUAUUUGCAUGUAUUUAAUGCCGUUAUAAAACAAAAUCCAGAAAGUGUUUUACAAAAACAAUUCAUCAUCCUGCCAGCUGUUGACUGUUAUAUAUCAUGCUUACACAUAUUUUUGCUUGCAUUUGUGGCAAAUUCUUUCAA
Messenger RNA from Scomber japonicus (chub mackerel), 1084 nucleotides. RefSeq lists its product as uncharacterized. Gene Ontology annotation, biological process: G protein-coupled receptor signaling pathway. Bases 80 to 298 code for a protein of 72 amino acids. Gene Ontology annotation, molecular function: G-protein beta-subunit binding. The record is from RefSeq and is a predicted model, not a curated record. NCBI's taxonomy places the organism in Eukaryota, Metazoa, Chordata, Actinopteri, Scombriformes, Scombridae. Gene Ontology annotation, cellular component: heterotrimeric G-protein complex. The transcript is spliced from 3 exons.